GCGAAAACAACAGUCGACCAUCAUCGCCGCCACGAUCAUCAACAUCAGCCUGAAGCAAUUCCCUCCGUCGGAUUUGCGCCUUCGCCCACAUCUCAUAUUGUCUCCAACUCACCCACUCCCAGCCUGCGCAUUUGUUAGGCUCCAUGAGCUGUGCGAUCGGCAAGCCCUCCUCAGCUCGAACAUUGACGCCAGUAUCAUCAUCCAUCAUUACCCUCGCUGUCAUAAAGACCGUGAGGUAAUGUUUUCCACCUUCGGCCGCAUCCAGUAUGCUGUUCGUGAUCGUCAGGAAAGUCACGUCGUGAACCAUAAGACCUGUUUCUUCGAGGACCUCACGCGCCGCGCACUCCUCCAGUGUCUCGCCGGAUUCCAAGUGGCCACCAGGUAGGGCGUAAGUGCCACUGCCGUGAGAGCCUAGCCGUUUCCCCAUUAUGAACUUCCAUGCGUUUGUCUCGUCUAGAGACACGGAAGAUUGUUGUUCAGGAGUGGAAUUGGCGGGGUGGAUAACGAAGACGCCGACGCCGACGCGAGGGACUUCGGAGGCGAGAAGAACCUCUGACUUUUUAGGCUCCAUGUGCUGUACAUUGUUUCGGAUCUGAGGUGGUGAUAACAGCAGCUUUCCUGAAUGAGAGCUGGCAAGGAAGCCACCUAGGAUUUUCUUCAUCUUGUCAAAUGCUAGUCGUCUGUGAGAUCGCGCUAGAGUAUCUCUCUCAUUCGACAGAUUCUCCGGGUAAUAUUGAGCCAAGACAUCGGAUAUGAUAUGAAGAUAGCCGAAAUGGACAUCUACCUCUCGACAAGCUCUCACGGCGUCGAAAACCUCGCAGUCGACCCAAUCCGCCUUUUUGCGCCACUGCUCAAACCAGACUCCAGUCUCCACAAGGGGUGAGAAGACACUCACGUUCUGUCCAGCCACGAGUUUGGUUGAGCUCUGGUCCUGUCGGGUAAUAUCAUACUCAAAGGGGUUGGACCACUGAACAGAUUCUUUCCCCACGCAACUAGAUGAGCCCGUCACAACGAUCUGAUUGGGUUGAAUGACGGAGCCGUUGGCUUUUGUGCGAGACCGCAGAGAGCCUGCCUUCCCAAGAUGAACGACACAGCUGACAUUGUUCAACUUUUUCAGCACUCUGAUUAAAGAACCGACAAGAUCUCCCCACAGACUGAUCAUGCACCCCAGAUACGAGACAACUUUACCAUGUGGCAAGAUGAUUUUCCGCCACUCAAAAAGUUGCUGGUCCCGUACCCAAGUACCUCUUUCCCACAUGUACGCAGUCAUGGGCAAAACAGCCUCGACGUGGCCCAGAAUCACUAUAUCAGCUUGACCCAUGAGCGACAGAUUGGAUCCAGCAAAUAUCGCAGUGCAGUCUUCCGCACAAGGCAACUUGUACUCAACGAUGGUCGAGCGAGAAGGGCAACCAAAAGAGGGCGACUGCAGUUCUUUCAGCCGGAGAUACAUCGCAAUUAGGUAUGCGUUGUGUUUAACAUAGUCUUGACCUGGGAAGCAGUUGAUUUCCAACACGUCGUCAUCAAUGAUUCGGCUUGUGGGACGGUGCCAAUUGAAACGUCUGCCUUCUUUUUCGAAUGUCGACAAGCCAUCUCGCCGAUAGUGACCACGAACAAUUAUUCUUCUCCAACGCCGAUCUCGAACAUCCUGAUGAAUCUUGUCGCCAAUAUAUUUUUUCAGUGAAUGCCGCAUUGUAUGACUGUGUAUCAUGGCGUCUAUUUCUUCCACCGAGAUGGUGAUUGCCAAUGCCUCAUCGUCACUGCUGGCUGCCAUGACGAUGGGCCUUGCGUACGACAACGAAGUUUGGGGAGACGCGGAGGUGAAGGAAUGUGAUUGACAGUGAACGAAAUCUGCGUCUGAAAGCACUUCACAGCUUUCUGAGCAUCACCGAGACAUUUUUGCAUAAAUCGCCGAAUUCUAACAGAUAGGCCUACAAAGUUGUCCACGAUCAGGAGCUGGAGACUUGUGGACGGAAAUCAUGUUUCAGCACGAUACGAAAUUCACGCGUCCUAAGUUACACACAAACCGUUAAGUUGCAGGGUGAUGAGUCAGACCAGGCAGUGUUGCGACUCGAUUGUAAUACACCAUGGCGCUUUCACCGGCACCAACAUCACGGAUGGCGACAUCCUGGUCCCUUGUAUAAUCUGCUUUCGACCUACUCGCAAGUGGCAUGCAAUUGAAUACGAACACCAAUACGGAACUCUCCUUCUUUCAGUCGCCUCGGUAGUAGAGUUAGAGCUCUACAAGCCCGCAUUCGACGACAAACUACAGCGUACAGUUGUGGACCUUGGCCUUUCCUGGAAUUGAAAGAUGCUAUUACUCCCGCCAGCAAACUAGCUCCAGUCAGGAUCUGAAUGGAAGAGCAUAUCAUGAAGUCGACGAUCCACGAUGACCUAUACAAUUCGAAAGAGCACCAAGCCACCCAGUUGAUCACUCUAUCCCUGCUCUAUCCGUACCUAAUCUCCGUACUAACGACAUAUAUUCAACGACACGGGGACACAGGACUCAUAUUCAGCGCCUCGCUACAGAUUUUCCGUAAAGCAAACAAGAAAGACUAAUGGUACGUCCGCAUAUCAGGCUUUCAGUGGGCUGCGAAUCUUCAGUCUUACCAUACAUAAGAAUGCCCUCUCAUCCUCUUUUGUACUAUAUGUCUUCUUGUCUCCGUGGGUUCCCUGUCCUCGUCGUUUUGUUCCAGUUUUUCAGCCGCACUUCUACUCAGUUCUUGAUCGCAGCACCUUAGACUUGACCUAUGCCUCCCGCAAAUCUUCUCCGCCAACUCAAAGGCAAAUCCUAUGAGGUUAAUCUUGAACCAGGCAGUGCCCCAGUCAGCUAUGAUAACACGGAUUUGAGGGAUGUUCAGACUUUGGUGGCUCGACCUAUAGAAUCGUAUACCACUGGCACCGCACAUGUGAUCUUCAUGCCGUCAAUCGAAAAACGCUUGGAGAGGGGAUUUGCACCCGACCAGCUCAUCGAUGACCUAUCAAGCAGGUUCAACAUUCCGGAGUUCUUUUUCGACGUUGCGGGAUGGAACGCGAACGGGUUCUUCAGGUCCUCAGAGCUUGGAAACCGAGAUCCCAGCACGAGUGCGCCAUACUCUUACUGUAAGUUACUCAACAGGGUGCGCCGUUCAUACUCAAUGAUGGCAGGCACGUCAUCACGCUUUCUCACCAAAAAUGUCAUGGACAAGGUAAGCGUAGGGGAUCAAAAUACAGUCCCGGGCCACACGAGUGAUGCAGCAGCAAGACGACAUUUCAGCGAAUUCAGCGACGCCGAGGACGAAAAAUGGACGUGGACAUCAGCAGACACUGGUCCACCCCAGGCAUCAACUCCAAGCUCCAAUCCACCAUCAUACAGAAGCUUGACACGCAAUCCAAAUCCAAAGUCACCUUCAUAUAAGUACACAUGGGACUUUAUGGGGUUUUGCACCUAUUGGCGGCGGACAGCUAUAAGAGGCGGUGGGGGACAAUAUGCCUUUCUCAACAUUAUCGUCUGCUUCGACCUGAGUAAAGAAAUCAAGAAGAAGAUCAUGGCGGCAAUCAGCAACGCGCGGUUCGACAUUGCCCAGGGACUACACGAUCCUUUCUGUCUUCUGAACGUGGCCAACAACGUUAUGAUUGAGCAUUUCCACCGGAGCUUGUGGUCCUUCCAACCGCCCAUUAGAAAUGUUGAAAAGACUCGUCUGGAGGGUUGGGUCAAGACUCUGCAAAAUGAUGGAGGCGAUACAGCGAGGGCAAGGGAAGUCACGGCUCUGGUGGCGAAAUAUGCGGCAAUGCACGAGCUCAAUCGUCACGUCCACCACAUUGCAGAGGCAAUGCAAGUGGCUUCGAACACACUCAAGAACAUCACCGAGGCCCAUGAUUCGCUUUGUUCCGCCACAUCCCCAGCUCAGCACACAUCAGACAAUAUAUCCAACAAUUUGAGGUUCCAAACCGUCUACACUGACAAUCUCCGAUGUCGGGCUGACGCUUUCGUUGACAGGAUGAAGAAUGAAACUCGAUUCAUAUCAAACCGUGUCGCCAUCGAAGACAAUGAUGUGUCAAAGGGUAUCUUGGCCGAGACUCGUAAUGAUGGAAGAGUCCUUUCGGAGACUGUGUCAGUAUUGACGUUGUUGUUUCUACCUGGAACUUUUGUUUCUGGUUUCUUUGGUAUGAAUUUCUUCUCUGUCGAUGGGAAUGGCUGGAAAUGGUUGCCCAAUUUCUGGAUGUUUUUCGCCUUUACCGCCCCAAUCACGUUUGCAGGUUUGGUGCUGUUCAUGUUCGAAGUCAACGUGGUCGGAUGGAGCAGGAGGAACUUCUCCAAACCCGUCAAGAAUUGGUAUCUGGACAAACAGCGAAAGCGAAGUCGAAGUCGAAAUCAACGACGAAGGAAUACUCAGACAGAGACGACGCAUGCGGGGACGAAUAGUCAGACGCAAACGAACGUGAACAUGGACACUAACACGAUUGGACAGAAUGAUGGCGUUGUUUAGGUGGUUAUCUUUAUCUCAACGAACGAUCUGUACUUGAACAUGGACACUCGGGGAAAUGGGGCGACCUCGACACGGGUCCAGACACACGGUAGACAUUGGGCCUUGAACGGAAACCCCUUUGAGGCAUUGGAGACGGGCCAAUUUUUCCCUCGGCGCGAAAGAAAAGUGUGUUGAUUUGCUGGAAUUCUUCAGAUAUCAGGGGUCGGACAUUGUCAGAAAGGAGGAAACGAGGAUGAGGAAGAGAAGGGUGUCUGGGAGAUAGUUUUCUACUUUGUAAUAAUGGUAAUAAAGCGAGACCAGUGGUCGCAGUUUGACGACCCUGAAUCGAGAU
Molecule: messenger RNA, 4797 nt
Organism: Exophiala oligosperma
Lineage: Eukaryota; Fungi; Ascomycota; Eurotiomycetes; Chaetothyriales; Herpotrichiellaceae
Exons: 7
Coding region: 2748-4466 (572 amino acids)
Biological process (GO): transmembrane transport; metal ion transport
Cellular component (GO): membrane
Molecular function (GO): cobalt ion transmembrane transporter activity; cobalt ion binding; magnesium ion transmembrane transporter activity
Source: RefSeq, a predicted model, not a curated record